AUGUCAAAAUUGGCUGAUGGUUUUCGAACUGCUGCAUGUUUAGCAAAUGAACCGCCGCCCGAUGAAGAUGAUCCAUUUAUGCUUUCUUUCCGCCAAUUUUCGUCUUCUCUUCAAAGAAAAUCGAGUUCGAAUAAUGUGAAAACAAAUGAAUUGGAUCCAUCGAAAUGUCUUCCCGAUUCUGAUAUGCAAACAUAUAAAAGUAUCAAAAAUCUGAAGAAUUUCUAUGAUUGGCAAGUUGAAUGUUUAUCCGAUAAAAGAUUGUUAGAUGGUCAAAAUUGUAUUUUAUCAUUGCCAACUGGAGCCGGCAAAACUUUGAUUGCUGAGAUUUUGAUGUUACGAGAAGCGAUUGUUAGAAAACGGAAUGCUAUUUUGGUUUUGCCAUAUGUUGCAAUUGUUCAGGAGAAGGUGGGCUUUUUUGACACCUAAUUAGUUUAAAAGACACUCUUUGUAAAACUGCAAAACCCACCGGACAACGAAAAAGUCAUGAUCUCAGAAUCGGCCCAAUUUUUUUCUUAGUAAGCCCCAUGGGUGGGGAACUUUUUCCACCAGGUUAGAGAUCAUGAUAUCGUUUCGCCAAUUUGGUGGGACCGGGUGAAGGGGAAAAUUGUUUUUCGAAAAAAAUUCGUAAGUCGGUUUAACGUUCAUAUUUUUCGAUGAUUAAAAAAGCAUUUUUCUCGUCUUUUGACGCUCUUUGCGAUGGAAAAGAGCACGAAUUUCGAUACUCUAUCCUAAAAAAAAAAUUUUUUUCGUCAUAAUACAACAUUGCUUGGGAGUCAUUUCCGCUCUUUCUAACCGCUUCCAAAAUGUUCCUCGUGCUUUUUCACCCAUAUUUAGCUACUUUCAAAAAAAAAUCGCCGGCACCUAUCAACCUCGGAAAAUCACCUAAAAGGGCGCGACUCAAGCGCGCGCGCUCAUAUAACACACAUAUGUGCGUGUGUGUGUGUUUGUGUGCAUUGAAGGAUUACUGUAGGUGGGAGAAAAAGUUUAAAAAAACGACUUUCUCGUGGAAACGAUGAAAAUUACAAUGAAUAGUUCCCAAAAUGAAGUACCCCAAAGGCAUUUUACAUGCAAAAAUUUUCUUUUCGGACUUUCAAGGGGUUGGACUUUUUUUUUUUUGAUAUUUUUUAGCUCUGAACUUUGAAAAAUCGUAUUUCCACUUACAGUGGACAAAAAAAGUCGAAGAAAAAGGCAUAAUGGAUCUUAAAUAUCGCUCUAUUGACUGAAAAUAAGAGUUGUUGAAAGUAUCAAGUGUUCUAGUGCCAAUUUUCGAACUCUACGUUUAAAGUUACGUACAGUAGUGUGUUAGAACUACUCAGAAAAUCAUCAUAGAUAGGUACUGCGCCUAGAAAAUCAUUCCGGCAAAUCUUCAGGCUUAGAGAGCAGCUCUGGCAAGGAUUCACGCCUAGAAAGAAAUACUGACAAGGAACAACGCCUAGAAAGCUAUUCUGACAAAGUUCCGCGCCUAGAAGUUCAUUCUGGCAAGGAGUCCCGCUUAGAAAAAAUCAUGGAUAGCUCUCUUAGGCGCGGCUCCUUGCCAGAUCAAUUGUCUAGGCGUUGACUCUUAUAAUAAUGGUUUUCUAGACGCGAAUCUUUGUCAGACUUGCUUUCUAGACAUAGAUCCUUGUCAGUGAUGUUUUCUAGGCGUAAAUCCUUCCCAGAGCUGCUCUCUAGACGUAGAUCCUUGUCAGUCUUACUUUCUAGGCGUGUUUCUAGGCGUUCUAGGCGUGAUCCUAGUGAAAGUUGCUCACUAGGAGCAGUAAUUAGCAAUAGUGGCUAUCAAGACGUGGAUUCUUGAUCGAAUUCUUUGCUUAAGUGCCGUACCUUGCCUGGUGGUCUCUGAAAGCGCAACGACGUGAUAUAAAAACUCGCAAGGCGCCGUACCAAGUUAAAGUGGUUCUCCAGGCACGGUUGCUGGUCAUAGCGGCUUUUCUGGCGCAAAUAGGGGGACAUUUUCAAAAAUUUCCGAGAAAAACAUAAAAUCAAUUUCCAGUACCACCGGGGACCGGACACCUAUCAAUUUUAACAUGCUAUUGUACGUAACUUCAAACGCAGAGUUUGAAAAUUGGCACUAGAACACUUGAUACUUCCUCAAACAAGGAAACCUUUUUUGCUCAACACUUCAAAUCUUGAUGAAAUUCUGUCCAUUGACAGCUUUUGGUGUCAUAAGAACACCCUAAAAAUUUUGUCUCCCAAUGGACCUCUGAACCAAGUUCUGGGCUCUCAAAAGUUCAAAAAUUGCCAAAAUUGGCUCAUAAAAUACAUCAUAACUCAAUUCUCGAUCAUUUUUAUGAAAAACUGAGUAGCAGAUGAUGAUCAGCGUGGUCGAUUUACCCAAAAACCAUCAAUAAAUCAAAUUUUCAAGAAAAAUUCAUUUAUGAAAAAAGAAUGAGCCGAAAAAUAAAAAAAUUCAAAAUUUUUCGAAAAAAAGUUUUAUUGUUGUACUUUUAGUAAAUCGACUAUGCUGAUCAUUAUCUGAAAUUUUAUUUCUCCCACAAAUUAUUUUGAAAUGGAGCUAUGAUGACUUUUAUGAGCAAUUUUCAGCAAUUUUCGAACUUUUGAGAGCCCAGAACUUGGCUCAGAGGUCCAUUGGGAGACUAAAAUUUUUAGGGUGUUCUUAUGACCCGAAAAGCUGUCUAUGGACGAAAUUUCAUCAAGAUUUGGAGUGUUGAGCACGUCGACCCACUAAAGAACAAACAGCUGCAAUGGGUGUGAGACAGAAUGCAUCAAAAUGCAAAAAAACUACUGAACCAUUUUGAAAACUGAUUACAUAUUCGUGAUCAGUGUGUUCAAAUCUGUGGAAAUAAGGAGUUUCAUUAAUUCUAGUCCAUGUUUAUUGUCGUAGCACUUCGUGGAAAAACCGAAAAACCGUACACCCUUUGCAGCAGUUGGGUCGACGUGUGAGUAAAAAAGGUUCCCUUGUAAAAACUAUUUCAAAAAUGUUUUUGUUUAUUCUGAAAUUUUCAAGUUUUCUAGGUCGAAAAAAUUAUUUUUUAACAACUCUUAUUUUCAGUCAAUAGAGCGAUACUUGAGAUCCAUUAUGCUUUUUUCUUCGAAAUUUUUUGUCCACUGUAAGUGGAAAUACGAUUUUUCAAAGUUCAGAGCUAAAAAAUAUCAAAAAAAAGUCCAACCCCUUGAAAGUCCGAAAAGAAAAUUUUUGCAUGUAAAAUGCCUUUGGGGUACUUCAUUUUGGGAACUAUUCAUUGUAAUUUUCAUCGUUUCCACGAGAAAGUCGUUUUUUUAAACUUUUUCUCCCACCUACAGUAAUCCUUCAAUGCACACAAACACACACACACGCACAUAUGUGUGUUAUAUGAGCGCGCGCGCUUGAGUCGCGCCCUUUUAGGUGAUUUUCCGAGGUUGAUAGGUGCCGGCGAUUUUUUUUGAAAGUAGCUAAAUAUGGGUAAAAAAGCACGAGGAACAUUUUGGAAGCGGUUAGAAAGAGCGGAAAUGACUCCCAAGCAAUGUUGUAUUAUGGCGAAAAAAAAAUUUUUUUUAGGAUAGAGUAUCGAAAUUCGUGCUCUUUUCCAUCGCAAAGAGCGUCAAAAGACGAGAAAAAUGCUUUUUUAAUCAUCGAAAAAUAUGAACGUUAAACCGACUUACGAAUUUUUUUCGAAAAACAAUUUUCCCCUUCACCCGGUCCCACCAAAUUGGCGAAACGAUAUCAUGAUCUCUAACUUGGUGGAAAAAGUUCCCCACCCAUGGGGCUUACUAAGAAAAAAAAUUGGGCCGAUUCUGAGAUCAUGACUUUUUUUGUCCGGGCCUCUGUUGUAAAGUUUACGUUUUUACAAAUAAUGUCUUUUAAACCACAAUCGGACUACGGGAAAAGAAUUGGGCCUUUUUCUUCGAAAAGUUCUGAAUUUUCAAAAAAUGCUCCAAUUUCUUAGCCCAAAAAAUUCUCAUUUUCAGAUGUCAUCUUUGGCCCCAUUCGAAGAAGCUUUUGGUAUAAAUAUUGAAGAAUAUGCAUCGAAUAAAGGCCGAUUUCCACCAAUAAAUCGCCGCAAAAAACAAUCGAUUUAUGUGGCAACUAUUGAAAAAGUUAGCGUGCUUUCCAUUAAGUUUCAUCCAAAAAUUAUUAAUUUCAGGCGAAUAUGUUGAUAAAUUCAUUGAUAGAUUUAGACAAAUUGGAUAAUAUUGGAUUAGUUGUUGUUGAUGAAUUGCAUAUGAUUGGAGAUGGAAAUCGAGGAGCAAUCAUGGAACAAUUAUUGGCCAAAUUUUUAUACAAAGGAAGAGGGCAAAUUGUUGGAAUGUCGGCGACUCUUCCGAAUUUGGAUGAUUUGCAAGUUGCGAUGAGAGCGUUUAUUUAUAAAACUGAUUUUCGACCGGUUGCUCUUUCGGAAUUUGUGAAAAUUGAGAGAACAAUGUAUUGUGUUGAGAAGGAUGGAAGUUUGAAAGUUGCCGGAGAUUUACCACCACCGGUUCGUUUUUUUUUGAAAUCUAAAAUUAUUUAGAAAUAAAGUGUAAUUUUUCUUUCAAAUUUCGAACAAUUCAAUUUCUGUAUAGUUUUUAUGUUUGAAAAAUUGAGAUCGAGCAAACACAAAUCUCUAGAAAUUCCUGUAAAAUUUGAUUUUUCUAGAAAAAUCUUGCAGAACUCCAAAAAAUCCCUGAGAAAAUCACCAAAAUUGUCUUUUUUCCAGAGAAUCAAGACGGAUCCAGAUGGCGUGUGUUUAUUGCUCGAAAAAGUCAUCCCAUCAAGUUCAGCAGUGGUUUUUUGUCCGAACAAGAAAAAUUGUGAAAAUGUUGCGAUGCUUAUAGCAAGAUCAUUGCCAUCGUAAGUUUCUCGGAAUUUUUUUUCUAGAUUUUUGUAACAAAUCACAAUUUUCAGCAAUAUUCGACAAGCGAAAAGACAACAAAUGGACGCGUUUUUACAAUCAUCUCUUGCAAAUGAUGAAGACGAAAAAGUUUGUGCAUUUUUUUCGAAUUAAAAGAUUUCUAGCUGAUUUUUCAGAUGGAUCAAAACCUGAAACAAUGCCUUCUUUCUGGUGUUGCAUAUCAUCAUUCCGGUUUAACACAAGAUGAAAGAAAAUGUGUAGAAGCUGCAUUUAUGGAAGGAUUGAUUUAUGUAGUUUGCGCAACUUCGACUUUAGCAGCUGGAGUUAAUUUACCUGUUAGAAGAGUUAUUAUAAAAGCACCAAUGGUUGGAAGAGAGAAAUUGGGAAAAGCGCAAUAUCUUCAAAUGGCUGGUCGAGCUGGAAGAGCUGGUUUUGAUACAAAAGGAGAUUGUAUAACAAUUGUGAGAAAAGGUGAAGAGGAAAGAUGGUUCAGGAAAAUGUUGCAAACCGAAAUUCCGAAAUGUUGUAGUGGAUUAGCGAGUGAAGAAACUAUGAGUUCGUUUUUAUUAGAUCUUGUUAGUUUGAAAAUUGCUGUGACUUUUGAUGAACUUAUGGCUGCAAUGAGAUAUUCAUUGAUUGGUUCGCAAGAAACUGAAGAGAAAUUGAAAGAGGUGAUUGGAAAUUCGAUUGAACGAUUAAAACGCGAUCAAUUUGUGACAAUUGACGAUGAGAAUAUUAUAACACCAUCAGAUCUUGGAAAAGCUGUAUUUAAUGCGGGAUUUGGACCAGAAGAAGCGACUCAAGUGCACACUGAUUUGAUAUCAUCUUUGAAUCAGGGUGUUAUAUUUUCAUCACAUUUUCAUCUACUUUUUAUUAUAACUCCAUAUGAACAAGCAUGUUGUAUUAAUUGGGAUCUUUUUUUGGAAUUGGUUAGUUUUUGGGGAUUUUUUUUUGAAAGGUUACGAUCUUGAGGUUUUGUUCAAAAUAUUCUAUGAACUUAUUUUGGCCAAAUUCAAGAUAAAUUCCGAUUUCCAGCUUUCUUAAAUUAAAAAAUUUGAAUCUUCAAACUUUUCCUCUUCCGUCAAUGCGGAGCAUCGUUGUAAAAGAAUUUUUUCUCAAAAUUUUCAAUUUCCUUCCAAAAAGUGCAUAACUAUGAAUUCAUAAUGAGUUUUGUUCGAGAAAACUGUAAAUUAUUAUGGGAUCAAAUAGUUAACUUUUUAAUUUAAUUUCAAAAAAAAUUGAACAUUUUCAGUAUAACGCACUUCCUCAAAGCGAAAAGAAUUUGUUGGGUCAAUGUGGAUUGAAAGAACGUUUUAUAUUAGAAGCAAAUAUCAAAAGACUCGAACAAAAAGCUGGAAGUCCACGAAUGCGACUUUAUAUCGCAUUAAUGCUGCAAAAAAUCUGGAAUCAACAACCUAUGUUUGAAAUUGCGGAAAGAUUUGGUGUCGAAAAAGGAUGGCUGCAAGCAACAUUACAAUCUGCAAUUGCACAAGCUGCAUCAAUUGCAAAAUUCUCGGAGAAAAUCAAUAAUCUUUGGCCACUUCGACAAUUGCUACCUGAAUUGGUUCAGAGGUUAUCCGAAGCUGCACAACCUGAAUUGAUACCUUUGAUGGCUAUUGAUGGAGUCAAAAAAGCAAGAGCUUCUUUGUUAUAUAAAGCUGGGUUGAGAACUGUUGCUAAAGUUGGUUUUUUCACAGAUUUUUAACAGAUUCUCUUUCUGAGUUUGAAAAUUUCACCCUGCCGUCAAUGGGGAGCAUCGUUGUAAAUUCUUGAUUUUUGUGUAAAAAUUAACAUUUCUGACAAUUUUUUUCGGUAAAAAAUUUGUGAAACUGGAAAACUUUCCAUCUUUUUCGAGCCAAAAUUGAUGGUUUCAAUCUGAAAUUGAUGUUAUUUCAUAUGCUAAGCAUUUAUUGAUUACUUUCCUCAAAUUAUACUUUUUUAUCAACUUUUGUGUGUAAACCCGGAGCAUCGUUUAACUAUAUAAUGUUUGCAGGUUGCUCGUGCCAGUGUUCUUGAAAUUCAACAAGCUCUUGGUGUUAUUCGACGAGCUCAAGCUCAACUUUUGAUAACAAAUGCCAAAAAUCUUUUACGCGAUCGAAUCGAUGAAAAACUCGAAGAACUCGAUGUUUUUGGACUCGGAAUGGAUGAUUUUUAA
Messenger RNA from Caenorhabditis angaria, 6924 nucleotides. Lineage: Eukaryota; Metazoa; Nematoda; Chromadorea; Rhabditida; Rhabditidae. The record is from the annotation of a GenBank genome assembly.